AUGUCCGCGUUCAAACAUGACACUAUCUUGUCGAUUGACUCGAUUUCUUUGCCAGAACGAAAUUGGACAACAAGUUAUGUUCAACACGAACGUCUUGCUAAACAACUGUCAAACGUGGAAACUUAUUCGACUCAAUUUACGGAUGUAUCAUUAUUCAACGAUUCGGAAAGUGACGUGGACGAUACCGCGGAAUACACUUUGGCCAUAAUCAAACCAACAGCUACCCGACACAUGUACAAAAUCGAAAGUUUCAUGACAGACAAAUGUUUCAUCAUAAAAAAAGUACCAAGCCGGAAAGACGUGUUUCAUUUGAAGAAAGAAGAGGCCGCACAUUUUUACCGGAGCCACAAGUUUGAGUUGUACUACUCAAAUUUGGUCGAGCACAUGACUAGCGGUCCGAUAAUUGUAUACGUUCUGAUGAAGUCAGAUUGCAUCGCAGACUGGAAGAGAUGUAUUGGUCCGGCUGACGUGGCCUAUGCAAAACAAUACGAACCGUUCACGUUACGAGCAAUUUAUGGCAAAGAUUCUGGAAAUUGGUCUGUUACUAACGGUUUUCACGGCAGUAGCAGUCGGCGUGCCGCAGAGAAAGAGAUACUGUUCUUUUUUCCAUAUAGUAAACCUAAAACUAUCAGUACUCCUAUUAACAACACAUUGGAAUUUAUACAUGCGGUCAUGAUGCCAACAAUAACCAAAGGGAUCGUGGAACUGUACAAAGCAGAGCCUGUAGAUCCUCUUAGAUGGUUUGGAAAAUGGCUACUGUUAAACAACUUGACUACGGCGAAGCUGGAAGCUUAG
Messenger RNA from Adelges cooleyi (spruce gall adelgid), 795 nucleotides. Its product is annotated as nucleoside diphosphate kinase homolog 5-like. The record is from RefSeq and is a predicted model, not a curated record. The transcript is spliced from 3 exons. Bases 1 to 795 code for a protein of 264 amino acids. NCBI's taxonomy places the organism in Eukaryota, Metazoa, Arthropoda, Insecta, Hemiptera, Adelgidae.